AUGCAUAAAACCUCAAUAUUUAAGAGCGAAGUUUUUAUUCAUCCGAACUAUACUAUUGAUGGGAAUAAAGAAAACAACAUCGCGGUGAUAAGAGCUGAUUUUGGGAAUCUUUAUAACAAUGCAGACCCAUCUAGAACUCUAGGCGGGCUCACAACAAAUUCGUCAUGCAAUUUAUACAUUGAUGGAAACCGUGAGUUCUGGUUUGUCACUAUUUAUGGACUUCAAUAUUGUAAUCACACCACCAAUUCUAAUGUUUUCUGUUCAACAUCACCAAACUCUGCAGCAUGCGAUGUUAAAAUUGCUGGUUCAGUAAUGUGUGGUGCGGGUGUCAUGAUAGAUGGAUUCUUAAUAAGUGAAUCAGGUUGUGAAUCAAACGACAACCGAUUGUAUUACCACUCCGUCAGUGAAUAUGCCGAUUGGAUCAAUCAAGUUUUAUCAAGCUCUGGAAGAAAAUCUGAAUCAACUGUUCUUAUCUUAUCGUUGACAUUGAUGACGUUGAUGUUCAAACACUGAAAUUUCUGAGACAAACGUGUGAAAAAAAACAAUUUUUGAAUUUGUUGUGAUAUUAAAUUGUUUAUGGUGGGAUUUUAGAUGAUUGAUAAAAUAAAAAUUAAAAGGAAUAAAAAUCGAUAACUCAGAUAAGAUUUCUCAUAUUUUUUAAAUUAAUUAAUAAAAUUAUA
Messenger RNA from Clunio marinus, 680 nucleotides. The record is from the annotation of a GenBank genome assembly. Lineage: Eukaryota; Metazoa; Arthropoda; Insecta; Diptera; Chironomidae.